This is a messenger RNA of Panicum virgatum (switchgrass), 4211 nucleotides long. Its product is annotated as phospholipid-transporting ATPase 1-like. Gene Ontology annotation, molecular function: ATPase-coupled intramembrane lipid carrier activity; ATP binding; ATP hydrolysis activity. Bases 619 to 3987 code for a protein of 1122 amino acids. The record is from RefSeq and is a predicted model, not a curated record. The transcript has 7 exons. Gene Ontology annotation, cellular component: plasma membrane. Gene Ontology annotation, biological process: phospholipid translocation. NCBI's taxonomy places the organism in Eukaryota, Viridiplantae, Streptophyta, Magnoliopsida, Poales, Poaceae.
CAACGCGGGCAGGGCGAGCGGAGCACACACGAAAGUCUACGAGCUCUCUCGCCCCUCAUACAGAUGGUGCCGUCGUCCUCACCAACGCCCCCUGCCAGAUUUUAAGCGCCAUGGCCAAACCAUCUCGGCUUGCAUUUCUCCCUUUCUUCCCGUCUCUGCGCUUCGCUUCCUCCUCCUCCUUCCUUUUUUUCUAUUGAAUAAACUCCUCCUCCUUCCUCCCCGGCCUGCGGGGGACGACGGAGUAAACGGGCCCUGGUGAAUCCAAUCUUUAAUGCGCCAGUCACCGUAGUUACUCCCAGGCGUCCAACCUCGGCCAACCACCCAGCCUCCUCCUCCUACUCGCUUGCCUCUGCCUUGCCUUGCUUUGCCUGCCAAAACCCAACUCGUCCUCUGCUCGUGAGCUCGCCUUCCCCUCCCCUCCCCUCCCCUGUUCUCUCAGCCCGAGCGCGGCGAGUGCCGCUCGGCCCCGAUCCCCCGCCUCUAAAAACCCCGGCUUUCGCGCGCGCUCCGGGAGCGCCAUGCCCGGGAACACGGGAGCCCGGGGUUCGGGGCGCCGUGCCGUCUGACUCCGCGCCGGUCGGCCGCCUCCCGCCCGCGCCCCGGCCCCGCCCCGCCGUCAUGGCCGAGGACCACGGGUCGUCGCGGCACAUGUCGGCGUCGCAGAAGGAGCUGGGCGACGAGGACGCGCGGGUGGUGCGCGUGGGCGACGCCGCGCGCACCAACGAGCGCCUCGACUUCGCGGGCAACGCCGUGCGCACCGCCAAGUACUCGCCGCUCACCUUCCUGCCGCGGAACCUCCUCGAGCAGUUCCACCGCCUCGCCUACGUCUACUUCCUCGUCAUCGCCGUGCUCAACCAGCUGCCCCAGCUCGCCGUCUUCGGCCGCGGGGCCUCCGUCAUGCCGCUCGCCUUCGUCCUCGCCGUCACCGCCGUCAAGGACGCGUACGAGGACUGGCGCCGCCACCGCUCCGACCGCGCCGAGAACGGCCGCCUCGCCGCCGUACUCUCCCCGGACGCCGCCGGGGGCGCCCAGUUCCUCCCGACCAAGUGGAAGCACGUCCGCGUCGGCGACGUCGUGCGGGUCGUUUCCGACGAGUCGCUCCCCGCGGACAUGGUCCUCCUCGCCACCGGCGAGCCCACCGGCGUGGCGUACGUGCAGACGCUCAACCUUGACGGCGAGUCCAACCUCAAGACCCGUUACGCCAAGCAAGAGACCCUCUCCACGCCGCCCGAGCGCCUCGCCAGCGCCGUCAUCCGCUGCGAGCGCCCCAACCGGAACAUCUACGGCUUCCAGGCCAACCUCGAGCUCGAGGGGGAGAGCCGCCGGAUACCGCUCGGCCCGUCCAAUAUCGUGCUGCGCGGCUGCGAGCUCAAGAACACGGCCUGGGCCGUCGGCGUCGUGGUGUACGCCGGCCGGGAGACCAAGGCCAUGCUCAACAACGCCGGCGCGCCCAAGAAGCGCAGCCGCCUCGAGACGCACAUGAACCGCGAGACGCUCUUCCUCUCCGCCAUCCUCGUCGUGCUCUGCACGCUCGUCGCCGCGCUCUCCGGCGUCUGGCUGCACACCCACGAGGAGGAGCUCGAGCUCGCGCAGUUCUUCCACAAGAAGGACUACCUGAAACGCGACGACAACAAUGACUACGAGAACUACAAUUACUACGGCAUAGCGGCGCAGAUCGUGUUCAUCUUCCUCAUGGCGGUCAUCGUGUUCCAGAUCAUGAUACCCAUCUCGCUCUACAUCUCCAUGGAGCUCGUCAGGCUCGGCCAGGCCUACUUCAUGAUCCGGGACACCAAGCUGUUCGAUGAGUCCUCCAACACGAGGUUCCAGUGUCGGGCUCUCAACAUCAACGAGGACCUAGGCCAGAUUAAGUGCAUAUUCUCUGAUAAGACCGGCACGCUCACGCAGAACAAGAUGGAGUUCCGGUGCGCGAACAUUGACGGUGUCGAUUACAGUGACAUUGCACGACAGCGACCUGCUGCAGAGGGUGAUCGGAUUUGGGCGCCAAAGAUAUCGGUGAACACCGAUCAGGAACUGGUCAAGUUGAUCAGGGAUGGGGGUGAUACAGAGCAAGGGAGGCAGACCCGAGAGUUCUUUCUCGCCCUGGCAACGUGCAACACCAUUGUCCCCAUGGUAACUGAUGGCCCGGACCCUAAGAAGAAGGUGAUCGAUUACCAGGGCGAGUCACCAGAUGAGCAGGCAUUGGUCUCUGCUGCUGCGGCAUAUGGCUUUGUGCUAGUUGAACGAACAUCAGGACACAUCGUGAUCGAUGUGCUCGGUGAGAAGCAGAGAUAUGAUGUCCUUGGUCUUCAUGAGUUUGACAGUGACCGCAAGAGGAUGUCUGUUAUAAUUGGCUGCCCUGAUAAGUCAGUCAAGCUUUUUGUUAAAGGCGCAGAUAGUUCAAUGUUUGAGGUUAUUGACAAAAUGUUGAAUUCAGAUGUUAUCCAAGCAACAGAGAAGCAUCUCCAUUCUUAUUCAUCAUUAGGCCUGCGAACGCUUGUUAUCGGUAUGCGGGAACUUAGCCAAGAAGAGUUUCAAGAGUGGCAAAUGGCUUAUGAAAAGGCUAGCACCGCACUACUAGGAAGAGGGAACCUACUCCGUGGUGUGGCUGCCGACAUCGAGAGGAACUUGCGCCUGUUGGGAGCCUCUGGUAUUGAGGACAAGCUGCAGGAUGGAGUACCUGAAGCAAUUGAGAAACUGAGGGAAGCAGGGAUCAAGGUGUGGGUGCUAACAGGCGACAAGCAAGAAACUGCCAUCUCCAUCGGCUAUUCCUGCAAACUUUUGACACGGGACAUGACACAGAUUGUAAUCAAUAGUCGCUCAAGGGACUCAUGCAGAAGGAGUCUGGAUGAUGCAAUCACCAUGGUUAACAAAUACCAAUCAUUCUCGACAGAUCCACAGCUUAGAGUGCCUCUUGCUUUGAUUAUUGAUGGAAACAGCCUCGUCUACAUUUUUGAUACGGAUUGGGAAGAGAAGCUUUUUGAAAUCGCAAUUGCUUGUGACGUCGUCCUAUGCUGUCGGGUAGCUCCCCUGCAGAAGGCUGGUAUUGUUGAUCUCAUAAAGAAGAGAACAAGUGACAUGACACUUGCUAUUGGAGAUGGUGCAAAUGAUGUGUCCAUGAUUCAAAUGGCUGACGUUGGCAUUGGCAUCAGUGGGCAAGAGGGAAGACAAGCUGUUAUGGCCUCAGAUUUUGCCAUGGGUCAAUUCAGAUUUUUGGUUCCUCUGUUGUUGGUUCAUGGCCAUUGGAACUACCAGAGGAUGGCCUACAUGAUCCUAUAUAACUUUUACAGAAAUGCUACUUUUGUCUUUGUGCUAUUCUGGUAUGUACUUUACACUGGUUUUACCCUGACAACAGCAAUAACUGAGUGGAGCAGUGUGCUAUACUCUGUGAUAUACACCGCUGUCCCUACUAUUGUUGUUGCCAUUCUAGAUAAGGAUCUCAGCCGCGGGACAUUGCUGAAAUAUGCCCAGCUAUAUGGCCCGGGGCAGCGUGAGGAGAAUUACAAUUUGAGGCUAUUCAUCUUCAUCAUGAUGGACUCAGUAUGGCAGAGCGUUGCAUGUUUCUUCAUCCCUUACCUUGCAUACAGGAAGAGUGUAAUUGACAGUUCCAGCCUCGGAGACCUCUGGACACUCUCUGUUGUCAUUCUUGUCAACAUUCACCUGGCAAUGGAUGUCAUCAGGUGGAACUGGAUCACACAUGCAGCGAUAUGGGGAAGCAUUGCUGCGACAUGGAUUUGCGUCAUGAUCUUAGACUCCAUACCUACCUUGCCUGGUUUCUGGGCAAUCUAUAAGGUGAUGGGAACUGGGUUAUUCUGGGCACUGCUGCUUGCGGUAACCGUAGUCGGGAUGAUUCCUCAUUUUGCCGCAAAGGCCUUCAUUGAGUAUUUCAUCCCCAGUGACAUCCAAAUCGCGAGAGAAAUGGAGAAGUCACAAGAUACCCAUGAUGCAACCCAUCCAGAAGUUCAGAUGAGUUCUGUAAGUAGAGCUUAGAGUAGGGCAUUACACAGUGAUCUUUUGUUCGUUCGGAUAGGAUAGCUCUACACCUUUCUUUUGUUCUUUUUGUUGUGUAUAGGCAAUUCUUUCAGCAGUGUGCAAGCUUUCUUGAUGCUUGCUCCAUUGCCAACUAUCCAAAGGAUAGCCCCCUUGUACCCAUUGUGUAUCCACCCGCCAAAUUUUGUUGAUUUACAUGAAAGGAAAUCGUACAGGAGUUAAUU